Molecule: messenger RNA, 375 nt
Organism: Capsicum annuum
Lineage: Eukaryota; Viridiplantae; Streptophyta; Magnoliopsida; Solanales; Solanaceae
Product: protein PELPK1
Exons: 1
Coding region: 1-375 (124 amino acids)
Source: RefSeq, a predicted model, not a curated record
AUGGCUGCUUUCAACAAUUGCUCAGUCCUCUUAUUGUUCAUAGCAUUAUUGUCCAUAUCAAGCAUUACCACAAGUCAUGCUGCUCGUAGCCUACUUCAACUUCCCAACAUGCCUACAAUCCCCUCAUUGCCUCAGCCGACAGUGCCACAAUUGCCUACCAUUCCAAACUUGCCAACAGCAGCCACAUUGCCACCAUUGCCAAGCAUUGCAUCUUUGCCAACGCUCCCAACAGCUUCUCCAUUGCCUUCUUUGCCUGCAUUGCCCUCUGUUCCAAAGGUGACUCUACCUCCAUUGCCUGCCAAUAUUCCUCUACCCAAUAUCCCAUCAUUUCCAAACUUUCCCACUAUUCCAACAUUUUCUCCUCCAUCCAACUGA